Seminavis robusta is the source of this 967-nucleotide messenger RNA. NCBI's taxonomy places the organism in Eukaryota, Bacillariophyta, Bacillariophyceae, Naviculales, Naviculaceae. The record is from the annotation of a GenBank genome assembly.
GCCACCAACUCGACCUGGCGUUCAAUAGUUCAAAAUGCCGCUUUGCUGGAUUGAAACAGUUUUGCCGCCAAUUCACCCGUGACUUGACACUUGACGAUGGCACUGUUCUCAAAACCAGACGAAGAGACGGCAACUCAAACAAGCAGGAAAGCUGCACUAAAGCAGGGGCCUUCCUAUCGAUGGUUGACUUGAAACUCUAAAAGACCCCAACGUCACAGUUGUCUCCAUAAGACUUGAAUAGAAAAAGGAAAUCACCGCCAAAAUGACAACGUUGGAAGAAUCGAAUGAGGAAACAAAGAGCGCGCCACCGGCAGAAGCAGUGGACGUAGAGAAGACCACAGAAAAGAAGGCCACAGAAAAGACUACAGAAGGGACGACAGAGUACCACGAGGACGGGGAUGUUCUCGAGGGCAAUCCAGGCUGUUGCGACAAUGUCUAUGUCAAUACGUAUCGAUCACUUUGGUCUCGGAAUGCGAUUUUUUCCGUCCUCUCCUUGAAUGCCUUUAUUGGCUUUUGUGUGUUGAAUGGCAUCUUUGCCUUUUUCAGUGUCAAUGCCGCCUUCUCCAUUUUCAGCGUCAACUCUAUCCUUUCCAUUGCCAGUAUCAACAGCAUGCUUGCAUUAGGAUGUUCCGGGGAAACCAUGAAAAUAUGUGUGUGAAACAUGAGCAGCACUAGCUAUGCAUAGCUGCAGUACGGUAAAAGUGCAGGGUGGGCAACAAGCAGGUACCACAAGUAGUGUGUAAGGAUGUAAUGCCAAGCUCAUGUUCGAGGGAAGAGGAUGGUUGCCCCGAGUACUAUGUAUGUAUUGUGUGUCAAGUUCCCGUGCAAAUGUCUAGCACGUAGUUAGCCAAAGACGGCAGUUCAGCCCGGGAAGCAGCAAGAGGAGGCUCAGCUUGCAAGUAAGCAACAGCAGGUCCCCAAGUAGCAGACGUGAAUACAUGUAUGUAAUCUAUCUUUUUAGUAUUUU